GACAGGUAGACCCCAGGUUCCUCCUAUAAAACAUGGGACAAAAACGUACGAGAUAGUUCGUUACACCAUUUCCCCAGCGGUAGUCCAGCAAUGGCGCUAGGCAUGGCACUCGGUGGUCCGCAGCACCACCAAAGAGGGUAUUCGGAUGAAGAAGAGAUAUUGAGGAGGAGAAACGAGGAGCUGGAGAAGGAGCUGAAGGAGAUCUUGGAGAGGGAGAAGAAGGUGAGGGAGGAGAUAGAGAAAACGAAGGAGAGAUUGAUAGUGGUAGAAGAGGCGGAGGAGAGGCUGUGUUUUCAGCUGGGGGAGCAAGAGGCUGAGUCCUUCUACCAGGCACGUGCUUAUCACGUGGAGAUCAGGUCGUUGAAGGAGCAGCUCUCGCAAGCUCGCAAGCUGAUUCAGUCCGCAACCGCUCUCAAAGAUCAGCCGUAGAUAUUAAGGAUGUCUCUUUCUUGCUUUCCUCUCCUCCCAUCUGUUGGCUGUAUAUUUCCAUUCAUGGAUUAUAAAUCAUUAUGUAAAUGAGAGGUCCACAUGUUUCUUCUA
Messenger RNA from Magnolia sinica, 540 nucleotides. Its product is annotated as protein RESPONSE TO LOW SULFUR 3-like. The transcript has a single exon. Lineage: Eukaryota; Viridiplantae; Streptophyta; Magnoliopsida; Magnoliales; Magnoliaceae. Bases 91 to 429 code for a protein of 112 amino acids. The record is from RefSeq and is a predicted model, not a curated record. Gene Ontology annotation, biological process: cellular oxidant detoxification.